Messenger RNA from Gymnogyps californianus (California condor), 1518 nucleotides. RefSeq names its product fragile histidine triad diadenosine triphosphatase (gene FHIT). Gene Ontology annotation, biological process: purine nucleotide metabolic process; negative regulation of proteasomal ubiquitin-dependent protein catabolic process; diadenosine triphosphate catabolic process. Lineage: Eukaryota; Metazoa; Chordata; Aves; Accipitriformes; Cathartidae. Gene Ontology annotation, molecular function: bis(5'-adenosyl)-triphosphatase activity; ubiquitin protein ligase binding. Gene Ontology annotation, cellular component: cytoplasm; nucleus; plasma membrane. The record is from RefSeq and is a predicted model, not a curated record. Bases 576 to 1022 code for a protein of 148 amino acids. The transcript is spliced from 11 exons.
GCGGCGCAACGCAUGCGUGUUAGGAGAGGGAGUAGAGUUUCUUGGAAUCUCUGCUAAUCUUCACAAUGGAAUGAAAUGAGCAAAGAAGGUAGAAACUAAACUGUUCCAGCGGCUCUCCUGGAUGACGGUGCCUGGUAGCUGUUCCUUUCUGCCCUGAGAAACUAUCUCAGGACUGAUAGAUGCUUAAAUGGAAGAGAUUCUACUUGUAGUGGGAGGCACUGACACCAAUUCAGCUGACCGGCUUGUUGAUUUUGUCUGAUGUCCUUUCUAAUGUUACAGAACAAAUCGCCUUGCAAAAGAAGGCUGCAGUAAUAUAAUAUCAGAUGGCCAAAAGCAAUUCAGAAAGUCAACGUCCCAUAGGAUGACGUACAAAUGUAGGAAGACUGGGGGUGGAAUAAAUCAUUUCCUCUGAUCUUGUUAGGGAUGAGAUUAUUAUAGAGAAGCAAAUGUAAUUUGCUGAAUAUUCUGGGAGGAAGAGAAGUAUGAAGCUCCUCUGAUUACCACAGGUAAAGAUUGAGUAGUACAUAGAAGAGGCCUCCUGCAACCUCCUAAUACCCUGAAGAUUAACAUUUAUCAUGCUGCGAUUCGGGCAGCACCUCAUCAAGCCCUCCGUGGUCUUCCUGAAGACUGAGCUCUCCUUUGCUCUUGUGAACCGGAAGCCGGUGGUCCCAGGGCAUGUCCUUGUUUGUCCUCUGCGGCCAGUGGAGCGUUUCCGUGACUUGUGUCCUGAGGAAGUGGCCGAUUUAUUUUGUACGGCGCAAAGGGUUGGCAAUGUGGUGGAGAAACACUUCUGCGGCACCUCGCUCACCAUUUCAAUUCAGGAUGGCCCCGAAGCCGGACAAACGGUGAAGCAUGUUCACGUCCAUGUGCUUCCAAGGAGGGCCGGAGACUUCAGCAGGAAUGACGAUGUCUAUGAGGAGUUGCAACGACAUGACAAAGAGGAUUCCCCUGACAAGUGGAGGACAGAAGAAGAAAUGGCAGCUGAAGCAGCAAUCCUGAAGAAGUAUUUUCAGGAAAAUUAGAGGUAACAAAGUGUUUGAAAAAUAUCCUGUGACAUAAGAAACCCCUCAGAAAGAAAGGCCUCAUUCUCCAGUUCUCAGUGGCCCUGGAGCUGCAGCUGAACAGUUUUAUUAUGUUCUACAAAUACAGGAUUCUUCCAUGAAAAAUUUUAUUGGACCUUUGGAUAUCAUCAAGGUUGCAUUUCAGCUAAGACAACUAACAGUACUGAUUCAAAAUAUUGCUCUGAGUAGUAACUCAUAUUUUUCUGAAUUGUGUACUUGGGAACGAAUCUUUUUAAAUUGUCCCUUGGCCUAAGUUGAAAUAAAGUGCUAGCAAAAUCAGAUAGCUACUGCGUUUAGGUACAUUACAAAGUGUUUACUCCAUGUUGUGCUUUUUGAUGUGGUUAUUGUAUGUGGGCUAUUACAUCAUAGAAAAAUUAGAUCUUUUAGCAGUAUGAUAAUUCAUAAAAACCAAGGCUUUGUUACAGGCUAGCCAAGAUAAACUUGGAGAGCUACCGUU